This is a messenger RNA of Labrus bergylta (ballan wrasse), 1218 nucleotides long. RefSeq names its product trypsin-like. Gene Ontology annotation, biological process: proteolysis. NCBI's taxonomy places the organism in Eukaryota, Metazoa, Chordata, Actinopteri, Labriformes, Labridae. The record is from RefSeq and is a predicted model, not a curated record. Gene Ontology annotation, molecular function: serine-type endopeptidase activity.
AUGGCAACAGUGUAAAGCCCUCUCAUCAAGCCAUGAGAAAGCGGUGAGUGCAUGGGAUGGCGGUGAGAAGGGGAGGGGGUGCUGCAAGAUUCUGAAGGUGAACUUUGUGGUGCCCUUUUUCUUUUCAGUCAAUGCUUCAUGUCAUGUCAAGGAUGAAAUCAAAAACUUUUUUUUUUGUCAGAGGAGACUGGAGGAUAAAGGUUGUUGUGACUCCUAGUUUUUUCCUGAAAGGAGGGGAUACCCACGGUCGGACAGACAGACAGGAGCUGAGGACACUGGUCAUCUGAAUGCAUUGGUUUAGUAGGGUGUAGGACAGCGGCCUCCACAGCUAUGAGGAGCUUGCUCGUGUGUUUGUGUUGUGUGCUUCUGGACCUCACAACAGUCCAAAGUCGUGUGCUCAUGCAGGGCCGUAUUGUAGGCGGACACACUGCUGCACCAAACUCCAUCCGAUACAUGGUGUCACUGCAGAGCACCAGGGGUCAACACUUCUGCGGGGGAUCACUGGUUCACAGAUACUGGGUGCUAACUGCAGCUCACUGUAACAUUGGGGCAGAGCACAUGAUGAUCGUUGCAGGCGACUACAUUGUGAAUUCCUUCGAGGGCACUGAGCAGUACGCUAAACCCCACAGGCUGGUCACCCAUCCGCUCUACAACGAGAGCACCAACAAUGCUGACAUCAUGCUCAUUAAGUUGCGAGCCCCCAUGGUCCUGAACCGAUAUGUCUCUCUGGCGCCUUUGCCCAAGCAGGGGACAGGAGUGGUCGAGGGCUUGGUUUGUCGUGUGUCUGGGUGGGGCUACAACAGUGCAGGUGGAGGCCGGGCCCCCUUCACCCUCAGAACUGUGACUGUACCGAUUGUUUCGAGUGCAAGGUGUAACAGCAGCGAGUCAUUUAAUGGAAACAUCACAGCGAACAUGAUCUGUGCUGGCUACAGGACUGGAGGAAAAGAUGCAUGCAAGGGAGACUCUGGGGGGCCUCUGGUGUGUGGGGGGCUUGUCUACGGUGUUGUCUCCUGGGGCAACGGCUGUGGUAAUGCUAAGUUUCCAGGAGUCUACUCGGCUGUGUCCAAAUUUCGCCGGUGGAUUGACCAAAACAUCUACCGCUCACACUAUCGCUGUACCAGAUACUGAUGAAGAAGAUAAUAAAAAUGCUGUAUACUGAGUUUUUUGGAUGGAGACUUAUUUUUCUAGUUCUCCGAGCCACUGCUAUUCUGAUCAUGU